AUGAGGUCCAAUGACGGAGGGCAGUAUCUUGUGAUUUGGAAAUCUAUAAGGUAUGCUGAAGGAGCUCCAGUGUCUUGGUCUUCCUUGUACAUGAUGUUCGCUGCAAUGAUAUCAAAAUGUGAAAAACUUGUUGAUGUAGAAUACCAUAGGUUACCUCAGUUAAGGUCUAAUGAUUAUGGCAGCUUCAACUUCCUUGCAAGAUUUGACAAACUGGUCGAAAGUGAAGAUGUUAGCAGCAUCGACAUCUUGAGAGUUCAGUAUUUGGGUCAUUUCUUUGUAGUAGAGUUCGAUGAGGUGAGUCAUGUGUUUUCUCCUGGUGGGGCCAUCAGAGUUGACGUAGAUCAAGAAGAGAAGAUCUUGAGCUGGUGGGCAGUACUUGAUCAAUUGGAAGUCAACGAAUAA
Messenger RNA from Acanthoscelides obtectus, 402 nucleotides. Lineage: Eukaryota; Metazoa; Arthropoda; Insecta; Coleoptera; Chrysomelidae. The record is from the annotation of a GenBank genome assembly.